GGAGCCGUGGUUGACAAUUGCCAUACCGGAAACAAGAGCUUUUAUUGUGACAGGUUUGGACCGGAAGUCAUGUUAAAGCAAACACUGGCGCACAAACCCUCAGCACUGCAGCACCCCGGUGUAUUGGAAAGUUUCAAGCCAUGGCUACAGACUCUUCCCUCCUCAACUCUGAGCUGGAGUUACAACAGCAAGAGGAGCUGUAUCAACAGCUGCUGUUACAGACUAUCGGAACAAUGCAGACGGAAAAUUCAGACUCCAAAGUAAUUCGGCCACUUCCUGGCAUAUGUGUAAAGACUCUUUCAGAGCCAAGCAAGCAGAAGAUCUUCGUCAACAUCUGUCAGUCACUCUCAGUCCCACAGCCUCCAGAACUGUCAAGAGAUGAGCUUGUGGAGCUGCUUCAGUCAGAGGAUCCCAGCAGUUACAGAGUUCCCAUGAGCCUGGGCGAGCCACACACUGAAAUGGACAACAAUUCCCAGGGUUGCACAGCGUAUGAUGUCGUCAUCAACCAAGACUUCUUCCAGAGAUGUCAGAAGGACCCUCUCUUCGAACAGUUUGUCAUUCUUGUGUCUUUAGAAGGUUUAGAGAACAAAUACAAUCUGGAACUAAGUAGAGACUGGAAGGUGCUGAAAAACAGAAAGUUCUUGGGUUCCGUCAGCGAGCAGAAUAUCCGGACGAAGAGCAGGCCGGUGAUCCAGGAGCUGCAGCCUCAGGAGAGCCUCACUGCUACAACCAAAAGACCAGAGUUCUCUUUGCUUGUGGAGCCUCCUGCUGGUGAUCCUGAAUACCUCAUCGCAGAGAUAAAGCUACCGGGGGUGCCAUCAUCUCGCUUUCUGGUUCUGGAUGUUGGUGAGGAUCGUCUGGUGGUGACAGCUCGACCGUCACUCUUUUUUCUUGACAUUUUCCAUCCGUUCUUUGUUGAUCAGGAGAAGAGCGUGGCACAGUACAACAACAGCACUCAGAUCCUCACAGUCACCAUGCCUGUGCUGUCUUCAUGAAACUACAGAAGUUAUAACAGAUUAUUUUUGUCUCUAUCAAACAUGAUGCUAAAUCAAUAAAAAUGUUUUUCUAUAAA
Messenger RNA from Notolabrus celidotus (New Zealand spotty), 1072 nucleotides. It is a transcript of the gene pih1d1, whose product is annotated as PIH1 domain containing 1. Bases 141 to 995 code for a protein of 284 amino acids. The record is from RefSeq and is a predicted model, not a curated record. Gene Ontology annotation, cellular component: cytoplasm; ribonucleoprotein complex; R2TP complex. NCBI's taxonomy places the organism in Eukaryota, Metazoa, Chordata, Actinopteri, Labriformes, Labridae. The transcript is spliced from 11 exons. Gene Ontology annotation, biological process: box C/D snoRNP assembly; rRNA processing.